AUGACGUAUUACCACAAAAAACGAAAUAUGAAUGAAAGCGAAGAGAAUGAUACUGACGUGGAGGAAGAGCAGACUUCUUCAUCCUUUGCAUUUGGUAGUCCAAAGGUUAUUAAGUUGGAAGUCCCUCGUAGUAUGUCUUCACAUGCAAAAUGUCAAUUUUGUACUCAGAGGGAAGAUCUUGUCGUAAUAAAUGAAGACACAAGGACAAAAUUUUUCAUAGAAACUGGUACAAUCUUACCUGAAGGUACCAGGUGUUGUCAGAAACAUUUUAGUGAGGGUGGGUUAAAAGAAGAAUGCAAAAAGAUGCUUUCGAAGGUGACAGACCACAUCAUGUUCAACAGAACAGAUUUAAUGACGUUGCUUCACAAUGUUCGCAUGAAUGUGUUGAACAAGCCGAAAGGAAUCGACUUUGAUAACCCUCUUGGAUUAUCAGACACUGAUUAUAUUCACUUGACAGGUCUCACUAAACAGCAAUUUGACAAUUUAGUAACAUAUCUUCCAUCUUUGAGAAACACAUCAGUCAGAUCAGCUAGGACAUGUUUAGGACUCCUGUUGACAAAACUGCGAACAGGAGUGUCCCUAAAAGUGAUGAGCAGUAUGUUCCAGAUACCUAAUGUACAGUACAUAUCAAAAGCAAUCCACAGUGCAAGAGCUGUUCUAAUGAAAGAAUUUGUUCCCCAGCAUUUGGGCACUCAGCAUAUUUCUAGGGACGAGUUUAUUAGGGAACACACUACUGCUUUUGUAAAGCAACUAUUUGCAGAUGGCCAAGAUGUCACAGCCCUUGUCAUAGAUGGCACAUACAUUUAUAUAGAAAAGAGUUCAAACUACAGUUUCCAGCGCCGAACAUACAGUGCUUACAAAAGUCGACCGCUCCUGAAGCCAAUGAUGAUAGUUGGUACUGAUGGCUACAUACUAGACGCUAUUGGUCCUUACUUAGCAGAUGGACGCAAUAAUGAUGCUUCGAUCUUAACCAGUAUAAUGAAAAAUGACACUGAACGAUUAAAAACUUGGCUUUCAGAUGGAGAUAUAUUUGUUCUGGACAGAGGAUUUAGAGACUGCAGAGAUUUCUUACAACAAAUGGGGUUUAGAACUCAGAUGCCGUGCUACUUAGAAAAGGGGAAAAAACAGCACUCUACUGAAGAAGCAAACGAGUCCAGAAUGGUAACAAAGUACAGACCUCCGAUAAGAAAUUCUGAGUUUGAGGACACGGAGCUAGCAAUUCGAAUGUCAUUUCUGUCAAAAACAACUAAUGAGUUACAAAAACGGGUGGAAAAUGAAAAACUUGCAGCUAAAAGAAGUGUAUGGGAGUCAGUUGAUGGAUUUGAUAUGGAGGAUUUUCCUCGUCUUUCAGAGGAUGCUCUUAGAAAUAUUACAGUCGGAGUAUAUCAAUUAAAGCAGGCAAAGGCGUAUACAAUUGAACAUAUAUCACCUGAAGGCAAAUAUGAAUUAUUUGUUCACAAACAAGACGAUGGUCUAUUGAAAGCCAAGUUACAAUCAAGACAUAGUUCUUCGAAAACUUACAUACUGUGGAUUUCAUAUGAUAGUGAGAAAAGAAAUCCAAUAACAGGCUGGUAUUGUCAGUGUAAAUCAGGAGCUCGCACAUUAGGCUGCUGUGCACAUAUUGCUGCUGUGCUAUGGUAUUUGUCUUUCCAGCGACAUCAAGAUGGUAAGUUGGUACCACGACCCUUUUUUGAUUAUACAAAAGACGCAGCGGAUUGUGACUGGUUGUCUGGAGUAGGGUCAGAGUAA
This is a messenger RNA of Saccostrea echinata, 1749 nucleotides long. RefSeq lists its product as uncharacterized. The record is from RefSeq and is a predicted model, not a curated record. The transcript is spliced from 2 exons. Gene Ontology annotation, molecular function: zinc ion binding. Bases 1 to 1749 code for a protein of 582 amino acids. Lineage: Eukaryota; Metazoa; Mollusca; Bivalvia; Ostreida; Ostreidae.